Molecule: messenger RNA, 3008 nt
Organism: Temnothorax curvispinosus
Lineage: Eukaryota; Metazoa; Arthropoda; Insecta; Hymenoptera; Formicidae
Gene: Atg7
Product: ubiquitin-like modifier-activating enzyme atg7
Exons: 9
Coding region: 133-2205 (690 amino acids)
Biological process (GO): piecemeal microautophagy of the nucleus; autophagosome assembly; autophagy of mitochondrion
Cellular component (GO): cytoplasm; phagophore assembly site
Molecular function (GO): Atg8 activating enzyme activity; Atg12 activating enzyme activity
Source: RefSeq, a predicted model, not a curated record
GGCGUUAACGCGGACGCGACAGCGACGCGACGUUCGUGCCAGUUCGUAGACACAUUCGCCUUUGUUUGUGCUCUUAUAUGCGCUUUCUAUUUGCCACUUGCUCUCAUUUAACUAGAUUAUCAAUUCCCCAAGAUGUCUGAGGCGAUAAGGUUCACAAAGUUGAAAACGACGACGGACCCAACGUUUUGGGCAAAAUUUGCCGAACUGAAAAUAGACAAGUUGAAGCUGGACGAGAAGUCCAAGAUACAUUUAUGGGGAAGUUUUUCUCUUCGACCGAGGGACGAGGGGAGAACCAAUCCAUUAACGCUUGAUUGUACAUCGUUUAAUGAAAAUCUGGAGAGCACUAGUCACAAUGCUGGAGUAGCUUGCCACGGCUACAUGAUCAACACGAAUACCUAUGAAGCGUUCAGACAGAUAAAUCCCGAGAAGUUUAUCGACACGAUGGGCCAAUGCGUUAUCGAUAGUAUCAGAGACGGCACUGCCUUGCAGGAACCCUGGCAGCUCUCGGUAUUCCUGGUAUUCGCUUAUUCGGAUCUGAAGAAGUAUAAGUUUCAUUAUUGGGCCGCGCAUCCAGCUCCUUUCUCACUACCGGGAAUUUAUUUGGUCGCACCAACGAAAUUCGCAUCCGGCGAAUUCACGUCCGGCCAGAUAGAUAAAUUACGCGAAAGCUUCCUUCAGCUGGAUGCGAGAUCGAGGAACUUCUUCACAGUUUUCGCGUCGGGAAAGGAUGACUUAAGCGUUGACGACUUGUCGAAGGGAGUGCUACGUGCAAAAUCAAACGAGAGAGAUUUACAACAGGGUGAAGUAUACUUUGCAUUUUAUGAUCCUUGCGCAAGUGCAGAACCUGGAUGGCCCUUGCGAAACCUUCUGUGCCUAUUGUAUAGGCAUUGCUCUUCGUACUGCUUUACAAAUGACGUCAAAGUCUUGUCUAUAAGGAGCGAUAAAGUGGAGACUGCAGUUAUAUUUACACUUAGAAUCAAAGAGGAUAAAGACAUGGAAACUACUUCCGAAGAGCACUUGGUAGGUUGGGAAGCUAACGUAAAUGGGAAAAUGGGCCCUAACAUCGUGGAUUUAUCCAACAUUAUGGAUCCUACCAAACUAUCCGACAGAGCGAUCAAUUUAAAUCUGAAAUUGAUGAAAUGGCGCCUUGUCCCUGAUCUAGAUUUGGAAAAGAUCAGUGGUCUACGAUGCCUUCUAUUGGGCGCCGGUACUCUGGGAUGUUCCGUGGCGAGAGUGCUUCUUGGCUGGGGUAUCAAUAAUAUGACGCUCGUAGAUAAUUCUACCGUCUCUCACAGCAACACGGUGCGCCAGAGUCUGUAUACGCACGAAGACGCGGUGCAACGUCGGCACAAAGCGCACGCUGCGAAAGACGCUUUACUCAGGAUACGUCCUAGCAUGAAUGUGGAAGGUGUGAUCUUGCAUAUCCCCAUGCCCGGUCACGUAGUCGGCCAGAGUAUGAUGGAGACGACCAGGGAAGCUGUGAGCAAACUGCAAGAACUCGUAAACAGCCACGACGUGGUGUUCUUGCUUCUGGAUUCGCGAGAAGCCAGAUGGCUGCCAACCCUCAUGUGCGCCGCGACGAAUAAGAUAGCAAUUAACGCUGCUUUGGGCUUCGAUUCGUAUACGGUACAACGGCACGGCAUGCGCGAUCUUUCCGAUUCCGACUCGCCUAAAUUAACGGUGCAGAACCCUGCGGGGCACGAUCUUGGAUGUUACUUUUGUAACGAUGUAACACAACCCGGAAACUCCCAGACUGAUAGAACGCUCGAUCUGCAGUGCACCGUAAGUCGGCCGGGUUUAUCGCAAAUCGCCGCGGGUUUGGCAGUCGAACUACUUAUGGCAGUAACGCAACAUCCCCAAGGAGUUUUAGCUAGAGCGCUUAUGGAUAACGAUAGAGACGAUUGUCGAGAGAAUGUCGAUAAUCCACUGGUAGGAUUAUUGGGUGGUGUACCUCACACGAUACGGGGCUCGCUUUGGGGCAACGAAAUGAAACUGACUGUUACGCACAGAUCCCCAUUCUGUACAGCUUGCUCGACACCUUUGAUCGAGGAGUAUCAACAACGCGAUUUUGCUUUCGUUCUUGACGCUUGCAAUGUGCCAAAUUAUCUCGAGAAAUUAUCAGGACUCGAGGAAAUACUGAAGAGACCCGAUCUGGAUGAGUUAUGUUAUACAAUCGACACUUCGAGCGAGGAUGAAGAGUCGUGAAGGAGCGGCAAAUUAAAUAAUCCAGGCAAAAUGAUAAAAUGCGUACAAAAGGGAAAUAUAUGAAUUUUAGUUAUAAACUACUUGCACGAUUUUUUUAUGUAAAAAUAUAUAAUAUUUUAUGCGGAAUAUGCCAUUUUGAUAAAGAGGAGAAGAGCACGUUCAAACUAAUCAAAGUUUACAGUUUGUAUAGAAUCAAAAACUUUAGUGAAGAUUGUUAAUACAAGAGAGAUAUAUAUGAGCGAUGAAAGUCUUUGUGCUUCUUCAAUUCUGUACAACUGUCUAUGUUGCAUAUUUUACUUAAAAUUGACGCAUUAUGUGUUAUCUGUGAUGUAUAAUUUUAUUAUUAUUGAAAUGUGAGGUAGAUAAUUUUUAUAUUGUGAAUGAUAACUAUUUUUGUUCUUACGAAACGUUCGAACUCCUUUUAUUACACAAGUACUUAUCUUUUAUUUAAUUUUUAUUACAGUUUUUUUUUAUUUCGCAAUUGAAGAAAUACAUGUACAAGAUAUUUCAGUAUAGGAUAUGUGAAACUACGAUCAAAUUAUCGCGCGUUAAUGUUAGAAAAUAAUUAAUGUAUCUUUAAUCAAUGUUCGAUCUAUGGAUGUCUAUUAUACGUUGUUUUGUAACGCUUAUUCUUACUCGUUCAUUGACUUUCCACGUGUUUUUAUAUCUCAUCGUUGCUAAUAAAAAUACUUGUAAGCUGUUAAUUUUGAAAGUGGCACAUGGGAAAGUUUGAAAGUCUUAGGUAUACCUCAUAAAUUUUUGUAAAUCAAUAUCACUUUCAAAUAUAAAUUAUUCACAUGACA